Trichoplax adhaerens is the source of this 1035-nucleotide messenger RNA. RefSeq lists its product as uncharacterized. Gene Ontology annotation, molecular function: RNA binding. Bases 1 to 1035 code for a protein of 344 amino acids. The transcript is spliced from 12 exons. The record is from RefSeq and is a predicted model, not a curated record. NCBI's taxonomy places the organism in Eukaryota, Metazoa, Placozoa, Uniplacotomia, Trichoplacea, Trichoplacidae.
AUGAGCACCCUUUGGAUGGGAGAUAGUGCAAAUGAUCAAGUGUAUUGGAUGGAUAGUCCUAACGUUAAGGGAUUCAUGGUGUAUGAUGCAACAAUGACAUUAUCUUCUGGCUUGACUUUCUGUCGGUCAUUGCAGUUGGAGACGUACAUGGAUGAAACAUUCAUUAGGAAUGCCUUUGCAUCCGUUGGUAGAACUGUUUUAUCGGUUAAAUUGAUCAGAAAUCGCGUUGUGGGUGGUCCGGCGGGCUAUUGCUUUGUUGAUUUCCCCGAUCCACAAUCAGCUGAGGAUUGCUUGAAGCAAGUUAAUGGAUUACCAUUACCCGGCAGUAACCCGCAAAAGAGGUUCAAGUUAAACUGGGCUACUCAUGGUGCUAGAGAUGCUGGUAACCCGGAAUUUUCAAUAUUUGUCGGUGAUUUAACCCCGGAUGUUACCGAUCUUGUAUUACGAAAUUUUUUCUGUGAGAGAUUUCCAUCUUGUAAGGGUGCAAAAGUGGUAAUCGAUCAAGGUGGCAAUUCAAGAGGCUAUGGCUUUGUACGCUUUGGUGAUGAAAACGAGCAUACAAGAGCCUUAAAUGAGAUGCAGGGUGCUUCUGGAUGCGGUGGAAGACCAAUUCGUGUCAGCCUGGCGACGCCAAAAAAAACAAUGAAUCAAAUGCAACAGCAUCAACCCCAUCAACAACAAUAUUACGACCAAUUUGCACAAUAUCAAAUGCAACAAGCUUAUAUGGCUGCAUGGCAAUAUCAAAUGCAGCAAGCUCAAUAUUUGCAGUACCCAUAUCAAACAAAUACGGAUAAUUCCCAACUACAGGCGCAGGCACAGAAUUCAACAAACGAUACUACCGAACCACUAGAUAACACAUUAGAAGAUGAUGACGUUGAUAAGUUAAAUACUAAUUUCGUUAAUCAGCAACAGGUCAAAGUAGUUGUUGUGCCGCUACGUUUCAUGCAGUUAAUCGGAGUUUUUUUACCUAAAUCAUAUCACUUUGAAUCCACCAGCUUGCAGUCACACGAAAAGGGGUUAUGGCUCUAUCGUUAG